CAUCUCUCCACGUGUUGCCCAGAUAUUGAUACUGUAGUAGAUUAAACAUGCAUUUAUAGAAAUUCAAUAUAGAAAUAGUAUGUUUUAUUUCCCAAAUGAGAUCGUAUUGUCGGAUAUUUGUUUCAACCAAUGGAACUAGGAAACAGGAAAUUAGUAAACACAUCGCGUUUAACAAACUUUCUCAACAAUACACUUUUCUUGUGACAAACAGAAAUACAUUAAAAGUAUGAGCUGGGUGUGUUUUAUGGUUUGUUGAUAUAUUUAUUAGAAGACAUCUCGGCCACAUUUCGUCCGAGGAUCAAACCCACACACAGCCGCGUCGCUUGUUCGGGACGUCCUGUGCUGAAGCUCAGGAAGCGCGUCAGUGGCGACAGCAACACGUUCAGCUCUGCGCUCAUCUGCACCAACACCACGUCCGUGUGUGGCUGAUACAUUCACCUAUUCAACGCCAUGGAGGACUACUGUUACCCUGUUUAUUUCCAGUGCCUCGAGCUGGACGAAGAGCAGCGGAGGAGAAUCCGCAACUACUUCAAAAUCCGCCGCAAGUCAGGCGGAGGCGAGUGCGGCUGUGUGAUGAAGACAGGCGAUAAAAGCUACAGUGUUGCUUUUAAAGAGCGAGAAGCUCAGCAAAGGGUGCUGGAGAAGUCUGAGCAUGUGUUGGACUUUGCAAAUGGUCCUCUGGUUGUGAUUGUACGAACCAACCCAGAACCUCACAGCCCUGUCAGCACCGUGUCCCCCAGUCAGUCAGUGACCCCGAAACUGGAUGCGGCAGCUUCAUCACAGCAGCCCAUUCCUACUACCAGCCUGACCCCAAGUGGUGAAGAGUAUGAAUUACACCCUGACGCGUUCCUCAUUCGUUACCUCAGUGAAUUUCCCACCGCCUGGAGCGAACUGCAGAGUGAACUCACCUCCGUGUCCUGCUCUGCUCAGAUUUACCCAGAGGAAGGAAGGGUUGUGGUCAGGAGAUUAGAUCAACCUGCACAUGCAGAUACAGUUAGAGAUUGGAAACUUGGCAUAGACAACCUGUUUGACAGCUACCUGUGUCACUAUGAGGUGGACCCUCACAAAGUCAAAGCGUUGCUUCAGUGCUGCAGCUCCUACCAGAACACAGGUGAGGUGGGGGUGUACAGUGAGGCUGGGAUGGCUGUUGUUGUAGGGAAAUGCUCUCAGGUGAAUGUCACUUUGAAGAAUUUGGAGGUUUCUACUAUUAAAGCUCAGGAAUCAGUUCUUAGUGAGAAGCAAAUCAGCAUUUGUCGACUAGGAGAAGGCAAACUACGUCUUCUCCAGGAAGAGAUUAAGCAGCGUUUGGAACAAGAUUUUCCAGGAGUGAAAGCCUCACAGGGAGAUUCUGGCCAGUUAAUAUUGGAAGGUUCCAUGAAGGAGGUUGUUCUGGUCAUAGAGCUGGUUUCUGAUAUGGAGAAGUUUGUGUCAGAGACUACAGUUCCUGACAUUAGUCCACUUGUUUUGGCCUUCCUAAAGAAGGCCUAUGGAGGUCCAGGGAUGCUCCGUGAGUUUUUGGGUUUAAGUGAUGACGUUGAAAUCGAGUUACGAGACACAGAGCUACGCUUCCUCUCUAUCUCUCCAGAAAAAGUGGAAGAUGCAAAAGUAAAAACACAAGGAAAAUUUAAGGAAGUCAAACUUGAUGUUCCUAAUUGUUCUCCUCUGCUGUCUGAGCUUCGGGAAAAGCUAAAGUCCAAGACAAAUGAGAUGAACCAGGGGCAGUGGAGGGUUCAGGCUGUGUUUGUCUCAGACAUUACAGUGUGUUUACUGGGUCACAGCAAAGAGGUCGAGGAGCUGAGAGAAGUUGUCUCUCAGCUUAUUUUGGACCACUCAGAAAUAAAACACCAAGUCAUUCUCCCUUUCCCAGAGUUGUCACAAACGCUACCAGAAUUGCUUCAGCUGCAUAACUUUGACCACUCAGGCGUGGUCUUCCAUUAUUUAACCUCUUCCUCUCGACCAAUGAUGGUUCUUGAAGGUCCAACAGCAGUCAAAGUGGCUGAAAUCAGGAAAUGGCUUGUUCCAUUCCUUGACUCUCUUUUUCAGACAGGAGUCACCAUUGACCUGCCAGGGGCAGCAAGGUAUUUGGAAAGUUCCUCUGGUUAUGAAAAUCUCUUAAGUCUUUCUCAAUGUCAGAAGUGCCUUUUACAUCUUCAAAAAGUGCCUUGUGAGAAUGGAAGCUCCACUGUUGCUAGCUACAGCCUCUGUGAUGGGCUCCAGGUGCAGGUGUGUCAGGGCGACAUCACUAAACUAGAGGCUGAUGCCCUGGUUAAUGCUGCCAAUGAGGAUCUGGAUCACUGUGGAGGUGUUGCUGCUGCACUGAGCAAAGCAGGUGGUCCUGAGGUGCAGAAGGAGAGCAAAGCCUUAGUGAGGCAGACUGGAAAGAUACGUACAGGGGACGUGGUGGUCACCACAGGGGGAAAUCUGAAGUGUAAGAAACUGCUGCAUGCCGUUGGUCCCAAAGCUGGAAAAGCAGGUGGCAGAGAAAAGUUCUUACUGAAAAAAACAGUCGCAUCUGCUCUGCAUUUAGCAAAAUUGAUGGAGUUUAGGUCUAUAGCCGUACCGUGUAUCAGUUCAGGUAUUUUUGGUGUUCCUCCCGCUGUUUGCUCUGAGGCUAUUGUAACUGCCGUGGAAGAGUUUGGUGGUCAGGGAGGUCGCAGCCUGAGCACAAUCAUCCUGAUUGACAACAGAGAGGAGGUGGUGAGAGCCCUGCAUGACGCAUGUGAAAGGAUUCUCCAAGGGACCAGUGGUAGAAGCCGGAUGCCGAGUGAUGUGGGGGUCCAGACUGGGGCUGCUGCCCAAAACACAGAGAGAGGAGCCACUGCUGGACCUGCACAGGAUGGUGUCCAUGUAGAGAUCCUUCAGGUAACUAUUGAAACACAGCAAGUGGACGUCCUGGUCUCUCCUAUAGUUGGCCAUGACCCCCUUUCCACCAAUGUUGCAAAGGCUUUGUUCAACUUGGCUGGACCUAAGCUGACUGCAAACUUUUAUACUGAGGCAGGAGGAGCAACACAGCCUGGUGACACCGUCCUGGGACUGGUGCUAUGCUGUGUUUUCCUCACAGUGUGGUAUCCAGAGUUGUACUCCAGAAAGGAAGUUCCCCCUUUCUGGUCCUUAUCGUCAUUCACCCCAAUGACAGAGAAUCUAGCAAGGCCUUCCAGUCUGCCCAGGAAACUCUGCAUCUCAGAGGGUUCAAAAAUGAUACAGACCCAGAUCAAGAUCAGAGCUGGACAAUCGAUUUGGACUAAUGGCCACCAGACGCCCCAGUCUGAGAGGCAAAGAAAAGAUGCAGUGGACUCUGGUUCUAGUGGUUCUGAUGGGUCAGUGCUCCUUUUCCACAUGUUCCAUGUAUCAGUACCACUUUAUUAGAGAGAACAAGACCUGGUAUGAAGCUCAGACGUACUGUAGAGAGACAUAUACAGACCUGGCCACAGUGUCUGACAUGACAGACAUGAGGAGACUCUGUAGCUCUACACAGAAUCAGGAUGAAGCCUGGAUUGGUCUGCACAGCUACC
This is a messenger RNA of Betta splendens (Siamese fighting fish), 3512 nucleotides long. Its product is annotated as protein mono-ADP-ribosyltransferase PARP14-like. Gene Ontology annotation, biological process: negative regulation of gene expression. Gene Ontology annotation, cellular component: nucleus; cytoplasm. The record is from RefSeq and is a predicted model, not a curated record. NCBI's taxonomy places the organism in Eukaryota, Metazoa, Chordata, Actinopteri, Anabantiformes, Osphronemidae. Gene Ontology annotation, molecular function: transcription corepressor activity.